UGGACCUGCUUUUCUACUGAACUCACAAGUUCAUUACCUCACUAUCACUUUGUCUAAACAGGAACGAUGAUCACACUCUUUGUCGCGCUUUACUCUCUUUUUUCUCUCUGCACAGCUGUAAAAACUUCUGACAUCAAGGAGCUUCAUGUGAAAACAGUAAAGCGUGGAGAAAAUGUAACUAUGGAGUGUAGCAUGAGCAAGGUCAAAAACAAAUAUAAUUUAGCUUGGUACAGACAGAGUUUUGGUAAAUUGCCUCAGUAUUUUGUAAGACAUUACAGCUCUAAUAGUGGCUACACAUUUGUUGAUGAAUUUGAAGAUAGCCGCUUCAGUAUGACUGUAAAUGACCAGAAGUUUGAUCUCAACAUUAUCGGAACGAGAGAAGAUGAUGGAGGAGAAUAUUUAUGUGGAGAAGUGGAGGGAACUGUACUAAAGUUCACAUCUGGAACACGUCUGCAAUUUGAAGGUGAAGAGAUGAAACACUGUCCUACACCUGGAACGGUUAACAACAACACAGAUUCUGUUACAGGGUCCAAUGAGGGUUCAAAGAGCAGUGAUGGAAAAGGAGGCGACAUUUGGAUUAUUGUCUUAUUGUCUCUGUUAUUUGUAUCUCUCAUUGUAAACGUGUUUCUGCUUGGAGUUUUAUAUAAAAAUCAGAGAAAAGGUGCUUCAUCAAGAAACCAUCAAACUCCCACCAAUCAGGCUGAUGAUGAAGAUGUCUUGAACUAUGCAGCUGUGAGUUUUGCUAAGAAACCUUCAUCCUCCAGAACAUCCAGAGACAAGAGCCAUGAAGACGUUUAUGCACAAGUUAAAAUAAAAUAGAUAAAGACAAAUGACUUCAGACUUGAAACACAACCAAAAUGUAAGUUUUUUUAUGUUUCCAUGGUGACUCCUAACAUCGUUCAUCUACUGAUUUGCUUCACUUGAUGGAUGUAGCUUUAAAAAAUAUUUCUGAUGAAAAUCCUACAUCCUGCUGUUUUUUUUCUUUCUUGAAUGAAAGUCUUAUAUUUGGGAUUUUUUCUCAGCAUUUUCUCUUGCACAUGAUUUCUAGAAUGUAAAAGAACAUUUUGUUUGAUUCUGAAGGUUAAAGUAUUAAAGAACGGCUCAUGGUUCACAUCUUGCUUUAACUUUUGUUUUUAAUUUAUUUUGCUUUGAAACAUAGGAGUUUUAUAAAGAGGAUAAAUCUGGUGAAUAUCGUAAUUAAUGUAGAUUAUCUGAACAUUUAGUAGUCAGUACAUCUGUAAAUGUAAAACUUUUAUACAUUUGAACAAUUUUCCAGAAAUACUGAGGACCUUUAAGAUGGCUGAGUAUAAAGACGAGUGUUUACUGCAUUACUGAUGAGAUUCCACUGUUUAACCUGAAAUUAAUCUCCAGGCAAUAAAUAUUCAGUUUCAUUAGAAAUGUAUUUUGAUGACUGAUGAAGUGUCGAGGUUUUCUUUAUCUUAAUGUUUUUACACAAUUUACAUUGUGCCUCCUUAAUAAAUUCCACAAAUGCCAUAUUACACUGUGUGUGUCAUCAUUUUGUUAAAGUCCAUUAUCGAUGUACCUAAUAGUCCUCCCUGAUUAUAUUCAGACAUUUAUGUGAGUGAUGUUCAUGACCGGCUUAGUGGUUAGCACGUUCGCCUCACAUCUCCAGGGCUGGGGGUUGGAUGAUUGGAUGUUUUGAAGCUCUGAACUGAUAAUGAGAUGUAAAGUCUCAGUAAAAAAGGCUGUAUGUAGUCUACAAAUAGUCGUGAUGGGAAAUGACGCAGCACUACAUCAGCACUUUCAGCUGCACUGAACUUGUUAAAGUGUUUAAAGAACUGAGGAGGGAGAUUAAAUCCAGAUUCAGUGAUGUGAUGUCAUACAAGGAGAUUUUCAUCUUCACUGAUAAACCCUGUUAUGACACUGACAUCACGGGAAAGUGUAAUAGUUGAACUACAAGUAUUUUUUAAACAACGGAGGAAAUAAGUAUUGAACACGUCAACAUUUCUUUCAGUAAAUAUAUUUCCAAUGAUGCUAUUCACAUAAGUUUUUAACCAGAUGUUGGUAUUAAAUCACAAAAUCCACACACAAAGAAAUCCAAACGUUAAAUUGCAUAAAUAAAGUUACGUGUAACAAAGUGGAAUACACUGGCCCAUCUCGCUAGUGGGAUGAGUUCCUGAGUGCCACUAGAUCCAGUGGACUAAGUAAUGUAUCACAGUUGGUUGGACUAUUAAUAAAGGUGUUCGGGAGACCUGAAUUCAACCCCGACUUAACAUUUUUUGAGGAGGACCAGCCUGUCGGACAAACCUGUUCUGCCUUCAGCAGCUAAUAUGAAGAGGCUUACAGGUAGGCCUCCACAGCCCAGCUUCAGUGACAGGACAGCCGGCACAGCCCAGCUCCAGCCCGAGGCCGACAGGGCGGCCUACAGAGCCCAGCUCCAGCCCGAGGUCGAUGUGGCUACCUCACCUCCAGACCACCAGCUGAGACCCACGAGGUGGUCUCCCCUGCAGAGCAUCAGACGGAGGUCAAUGUGGCGACCUGAUCUCCAGAGCUCCAGCUUGAGAAACAGGAGGUGGUUGUCCCUGCAGAGCACCAGCUAGAAGUCAACUUGGCUACCUCAUCUCCAGAGGUCCAGCCUGAGACCAACGAGAUGGUCUGUCCAAGCAUGAUCUUGCUAGAGGACUACGAGGUAACCUCCAACACCAUGUUCCUGUCUGAGCUCAACAGCAUGGCCUCCCAAGUUCACUUCCUGUUAGAGGUCGAUGGCACAGCUACCAAGUUCUGCUCACGACAG
Ictalurus furcatus (blue catfish) is the source of this 2755-nucleotide messenger RNA. RefSeq lists its product as uncharacterized. The record is from RefSeq and is a predicted model, not a curated record. Lineage: Eukaryota; Metazoa; Chordata; Actinopteri; Siluriformes; Ictaluridae. The transcript is spliced from 6 exons. Bases 67 to 819 code for a protein of 250 amino acids. Gene Ontology annotation, biological process: response to bacterium.